Messenger RNA from Diachasmimorpha longicaudata, 6947 nucleotides. It is a transcript of the gene Ca, whose product is annotated as claret. Gene Ontology annotation, molecular function: protein binding. The transcript is spliced from 2 exons. The coding region runs from base 160 to 5532 and encodes 1790 amino acids. The record is from RefSeq and is a predicted model, not a curated record. Lineage: Eukaryota; Metazoa; Arthropoda; Insecta; Hymenoptera; Braconidae.
UCCCAGAAUGAUCAUAACCUCAAAGGCAGUUUGACAUUACAAUGAGUCCUGGAUGACACUUGUAGUCAUGACUCGAGGAUUUAUCCAAAAAUCAUUCACUUACCUGAGCAACGGUUUCCGAAAAUAGUGGCCCCUGUCGCCCACGGAUCACUUCAUGUAAUGGCUGAGGCUGAGCCUGAAAAUGACCAGAAGACUCUCAUUGACCUCUCUGAGGAGAAUCUUUUCGAGUUGCGUUGCCUGAUCAAAGCCUCGGGAAUAAUCCACAGUGCAAGAUGUGAAGUUGGUCGUCGUCAGUUGUUGGCCUUCACCACUCGGCGCACAGAUGUGGGAAUAUACUAUCAUUCGGAUAUCCACCAGCUCCCGGUGAUCAAGCGGAUUCCCUGGUACAGAGCACCGAACCGUACGAUAUCGGCCUUGUGCUUCGAUCCGACAGGUACAUGGCUCUUGGCUGCAAGUAUCGAUGGCUCCCUUCACAUGCUUCCAGCUUUGGCCCUUGUGGAUGAAACCCAGGUGGUAGAUCACAAGUGGUCCACCACGGAUGUCACACCGAUUCCCAUCGUCGACCUGCAGUCCUCGUACUCUCGUUCCACAGCCCUCACGUGGUGGCAGGGGGUAACCCAGUCCAGUCAUAUCGGCAUAAUUGGAACUGAGGAUGGUGAAGUAAUUUUUAUAAAUCUGGAGACCGGCCAGUGGAUAGGCUCGACCCGGGUUAGAGGGGCUAUCUCUUCCUUAGAUAUUUGCCAGGACAACAGCCUAGAAAUAGUUUCCCUACUCAUCACCAACAGAACCCGUCAGCAAUGGCGAUUGGUCCUUGAGCAGAGAACCAAUGGCUGCAUCUUCUCCCUCCACAAGACCUCGCCCUUUCACUCCAGAACGAUUGAGGUUGAGGAGACAAAAUCCUUCCCCACGAGGUCUCGUCUGCAAGGCUUGAAGCAACUGUCAGUCGAAAAACUAGCGUCUUUGAAACAAAAACUUGCUGAAUCUCGAAAUAAAAACACUCCGAGCUCAGUUUUUCGUCAAGACAGUGGCAGUAGCAGCGGAACGGAGGACUCAGACCCCUCGGGAAGGCGAGACACGCUGGUAAUCCCGGAACUCCUCUCAGAAGACACGUAUUUGUCCCCUCAAUAUACGAGACAGGGUCAGCACUUGUACACAGCCUACUGCGAGGGGACGAAUCAUAUCACCAUUCAUGGAACAGAUGUAUCUGUCGUUCCUCUGCAUAUGUACAAGAUGCCUGAGAUCUGCACGGACAUUCUCCUAACGCAAAGGCUCUUCUUCACGACUGGUCCACGGAGAAGAACCUUGUGGAUGAUCUCCUGUCCCUUAUCCGAGGUUCGAAUAAACAACGCCGAAGAUUCCCACUUCAACCCAGAGUCCAUAAUCUCGAGGUUUCAGUUUGACGAUGGACGAGAAGUAAUCAAUCACGUCUUCAGGGCUUCCGACUACAAACCUGUCACUGAUGAUCAGCAAUCCUCCAAAGACGACAAGAAAAAAGUUCUUCCUUCGAAAAUCGACGAUCUUAAUGUGGAGGUUCCACCCGUAGACACGUGUGUUGUCGUCACCAACUGUGGUAUAUACAAAAUUGUCCUGAGAAGGCCCUUGUUAAAUGUGUUCAUAGAACUGGCACUAAAGAACAAUAAAAGAGAUAUUGAAAAGGCUGCAAGGCUCGGCCUAGUAUUCGGUAUCAAUGUUCCUCAGCUAUUCGAGUGCGCAGGCGACAUUCAUCUUGCUAACAGUAGAUUCACAGAGGCAGCUGCACUUUACAAAUUAUCCAGGUGCAGGCUGUUAAAGGGAGUACUGAAGACCGCAGCGACUGGACACACUGAAAAACUCCUUGGAUGUCUAGGUCACUGUCUCGUACCACCUGCUGUCACUGAGCUUACGACAACUACGAGAAUUCAUCUGUCUAAUCUUACAGUCUUCGCAUUCAGUGAAUUAGUCCUUAGAGCCUCUCCAAAUGAGGCGACUGGGAUAUACAAGGAAUUCCUCCUGUUUUUAUCCAGGAACACGUACUAUGAUGAACGAUGGGUGGUCGAUGUGGUGGGUCAGACAUGCCUCUGGAAAGUUCUGCAUCAUUUAGCCAGUCAGAGAGGGCUUUAUGCUCAGGUCCUUGAUGUUCUCAUCAGGGCAGUGCAGUCGUACCCAGCGUCAUCAACGACUCCCUUGAACAGCAAAUAUGGAUUGAUGAUCUGUAUCAGUGAACCAAGUCUCCUUCAGUCUAUGCUGUCGACGCCGUCCCUCGUCCGGAGUCACAUGUCCUUCGUCCUAUCAAAUCUGCAAGAUCUUCAAGUCUUCGUUCUUCAGCGAUUGGUUACUCUCUAUGAUCCGACGAAUCCUAUUUUCAGGCCACUAUUGGUGAAGUACAGGGCAAGAAGAAGAACAACAUCUCACAGCUCUCAGUCGAGUCAGUGUGACUCUCUGGAUUCAUCUGACAUUCUCGACGAAACCGGCUCACUUGUUGAGGAAUUGAUUGAGACAUUUCUCUACGUAUUGCUGACCCUCAUCAGCAAGCGUUCGCCUGUCCUCACACACAAUCCCCUGUUAGUCUCGAAGAUCAAUCAUCCAGGAGUUGAAAAACGCCACAAUGUCGUUACGAAUGUCAAUUUCAGAAGAAGAUUGUUGUCAGCUGGCUAUGGACACGUGGCUUUGAUCAGGAAUGGUAAUGUUUUCACUUGGGGAUCUAGUUCACAAGGAUGUUUGGGUACUGGGCCAUCGAUAUCUAGGUACGGGUCACCUCAGGCUAUCACUAUCUUCAAGACAAUGGAGAUGGAGGUGUUGAGUGUUUCUUGUGGACGGAAUCAUACUCUGGCGGUUACAAAUAACGGAGUUUAUGCCUGGGGAGGGAGUCAAUAUGGGCAAUUGGGUCUGGGAAGGGUUCUCCAGUGUCCAAGUCCAGAACUGGUAAUUUCGCUGGCUCAGGAGGUAAUUGUGGAUGCCGUGGCUGGUCAGUACCACUCGGUGGCGUUGACCAUGGACGGAAGAGUUUUCACUUGGGGGUGGGGCGUCCAUGGACAGCUGGGGCAUGGCAACACUAAUGAGAGAAAUAUUCCGACUCUCGUCGAAGCUCUCCUCGGAAUUGUCAUCAAAACCGUUGCUGCGGGACAUGCACACACUCUACUUUUAUCUGAUGAUGGAGUUGUCUAUGCUUUUGGCUGUAACAUUUUCGGGCAGUUGGGAACGGGGAACACCACCAAAUCCACACUUCCAAUCAGAGUUUCAUUGCUACCAGAUCCGAUCUCCGAUAUCUCUACGUCGUACUUUCAUAAUCUCGCUCUGUCGAGCAGCAACGAACUCUACACUUGGGGGGCUAGUCCUCAAGUACUUCGUCUCCAAACUCAGGCACAGAAAAAAUCUAAACUUCUUGAAUUUCGAGCGGCCGCCAAGAAAUACGCUGAGAGUUUAGCGGAUUUCGAUCCAAGUGUUGAAUCAGGGGACGAGGAGCCAAGGAGCGACGUAUCUUCCAUCGAAAAAUUAGCUAUGAAGACAGUGAAUGAGCGAAGACAGAAUUGUCCUAACGUAGCGAAUAUUGUGGUGAGCCUGAGGGACAUAAACCUGGGACUUCUGGAGGAGACACAACUCCACCUGAAGCCCAGUCUAGUGGACACACAACUGGUGAACGGUAGGAUUGUUCAGAUAUCGACGGGCUGCCAUCACUCUGCACUGCUGACCAAGGAUGGUACUGUGUACACCUGGGGGAGAAACCUGGAUGGUCAGAUUGGUAACAGAACCCGAAAGGAUGUCCCCAUCCCGACUCCCCUGACCUACAACGCUGUUUCUAUACUAGCUCAGGUACCUCCACGAAACAACUCCAGACAUCGAGCUCAGAAUAGUGAAGAGGAUGCCAAUAUGAACGACACAAGAGGCGAUAUGAUGCACCUGGGGACAGCUACAUUGAGGAUUUGCUGUGGGUGUGAGUUCACAGUGGCUAUUCAGCCUGGUGGAGGAGUCCUAGCCUGGGGGAGCAAUAGUUUAGCACAGCUGGGUCGUCCACCCAGUAAGGAGAGUGGUGGUAAUGUAGCGGAGAAACUUGUUCUUAUUAAAUCUUCGAAACGAGUGGUGAGACUCCCUCAUGGAUCUCAUGUGGCUCAAGACUCUCCUAGUUUAGUUCCUCAUAUCCCUACUCCUAUUAUUACAUACCAGAGCUAUGAUGUGACACCUCUAGCUGGGAGAGUCAGACCAUUGAGCCUCGUGGAGAGGUCGUAUGGAGAUGUAACCCUUCAUUAUGCUCUGGAGCAGUUCAAUGGGAUUUACGAUGCUGGAAAAAUUAUGGAGAAGUGCGAUGAGCUGGAAAAUUAUCAAGCAAGAUCGAAACUAGCUCUGUUGGAGCAUAACUACUCGAUCUCACUGGCUUAUCAGUUGAAGACACUCAACCCUAAUAAUUAUAAGACUGCUUCGAUGUCUUCCGUUGAUGAUAGUGUAUUGGUAAAUAGAGUGAGUGAGGCUGAUGAGAAAGUUCGUGAGAAUACAGAGCUUUUUGUCAAGCAGAUUGAGAAGAAUAUUGUUGAUUCAUUGGAGGAAAGUGAGACUAAGAAAAGAGUUAAGAUGUCAACGAGCAAAUCGUUGGAUUGCAUUCAACUUAUCGAACAGGAAUUGCAUACGUUUGACUGUCAAGGGGGCUCGGAAGAGCUGUGUGAGGACGCAAAGAGUGAGGAUAAUAUCUCGUUGGACCUCACUGAGGGCGCCCUUGAUAACGACGUUGAGGAGAUGAGCCAUUUAAAGGACAGGAAUGAUGAUUUAACUAAUGGUGAUUUCAUCUCGGGGGAGGAAUACUCCAAGCCUGCGGAUCUCAUGACCACAGAUGCUUUGAAGUUCAUCAAGUUCUAUAUCAAUGAAAUCGAUGAGACUGCGUACAAAAUAAUGCGCCAAGUACUGCAGACGAUCUUCGAUUUUUGGAUUAAGAAUAAAUUGGACAUGGAGGUGCUGGAGGGAGUUCUCCUGGAGAACAUAAGGAAGCUUUUCUAUCCCCUGGGGCUUCUCCUCUUUUGCAAUCAUGAGGUUGACAUUUCAAUUCCCAGAGUCAUCGAUUAUGUGUCAGCGAAAUUCAGUGUUCAAGUUUGCACUUUGAUCCUUCAUCAUAUUGACGAAGGUAAACCCAGUCUCGAAUACAUUGAGCUGUUUUCAAUGCUCAUGGACGGGAGUUAUGAUCCACCAAUGACUGGGUAUCUCAGCUCGAAAGAGAGCAAGACCCCUGGGGAAAUGAUGGAGGACAUCAUCAGCACCAUCUCCUCCAAGUCCAGCGAUCCAAGACCUUUUAUUCAUAUUAAAGAUCCCGAGGAUGUUUCGCAAUUCCUAGAGUCCGAUGACGACACAAUUGUCUUCACCUGUGGUCAUCAUUUCUCAAUGUCUAUUUAUCAAUCCGAGGUACUACCUAAUAUGGAGGCUGAACUACUUGUUGCACAGCCACUACCACUACCAUGCACAGCACAAGUAUUGGGUAAUAUGCUUAGUCGUGUUUGUAAAACAGAUAUACUCUGUCCUCGAUGCGUCCCACGGGCGAUUCAAACAGCCACUAAAACUGUCAUGGAGAGAUAAUUAUUCCUCAGUGAUUCAUUGGGUAAGAUAAGAAUGACAAUUUUAGUUUCAAAAAAUACGUAAUACGAUUUUUUUUCUUUCAUUUCUAGUGCAAUAAAUUCUUGACUUUAGGGAAAUUAAAUUUGAAGAAAGGGUCUAAAAUUUGUAGACUUCUUCCAGGAAACAAAUGUUCGUUCAAAAAUACAAUGGAACUCUUCUUCGAGUUCUUAUAGAUCACGAAUGAAAAUUUAAUAAAAAUUUGUAUAGAAAGUCCUUUUUUGUCAAUUCAGUUUUUUCAUGUGUGUUCGAUAAAACACUUUUGUACCUUUUAUCAGUCAUUCUGUGCAGGUUCAUGGUACCUUCAACAGUGAUUUCAUAAGCUGAAGGAGAAAAAAAAUUCUAUUCUUUCAUGACAUGUCGCUGAUUUGAAUUUUUUUUGUAACCCUUGAAAUCACAGACAUUUAUGAAGAUAGUAAACUUUAUUAGUUUAACACGCACAGGAGAUGAUUUUUUACAGCCUUUUCAUUUACGAAACAUCGUUGGAUUUGUAACAUAGUUAAUUGUAGUAAUAAUGCGACUAAUAUUACCAGGAAAUUGUUAUUAUUGAAGUUUGUUAGAUAUGUGCAAUGAAUUGAUUGACAAGGUAUUGAAAUUGUUAUUAUUUCUCUGGCAUUUACAAUGCCUUUUUAACUUCGAUUAUAAUGAACUCCACCUGAACUACUGAUCGAUGGGUAUUACUAAUAGAUACUAGUCAACGGUUUUUUUUUCAACAGUAAUUAUUAAAUAUUAUUGUUGAUAUUUAUAUUAUUCUAGCGAACGAAAAAACUCGUAAAUAUAUCUCGAAUGAAUUAUUGUCAGGCUAUUGAGAAUUUCAUUGUAAGAAAGAUGAGAAAAACAGUAAUUUAAAAUGUACGUAGGUGAAAAAAAAAUAAUUAAAUUUCAGGAGAGAGAGAAAUUGUGAUGAAACUGAAAACGAGAGAGGUAAUAUUUAGGCAUAAUAAUGAAAAUAAUACUUUAAAAUCAAUAAAAAUUUAUGUACAAAAAUUAAGUCUAUUCAACAGACUCAAUUACAGAUAACCUUAAUAAUAAAUUGAUGUUACAAAGUACUAUUAUUCCACGUGAUUAUCAAUCACCUAGUUGAUCUGCUCUUCACUGGUGUCUUCAAGUUAUUAACAUUUUUUUAAAUUUCAUCUUCAUGACUAAGAGAAUUAAGUCUAUGGGUGUAACGAGCCAACUGGACUCGCUCCGUUUUUAUUUUAUUUGUUUUUAUUUUGUUCUUUUUUUUCGAAGUUCGUUGCAAGGAUUUUAAUGGAAGGGGUGGAGCCAUCACUUUGCGGAGUAGUGAGAGCCGAUGUUGGAGGGUGGACCUCGAUGAUGAUGAUGAUGGUGCUUGUGACCUGGGCCUGAGUACCUGCUUCCUGGACGUGAGUGAACAA